GGGACCUCGGGGGCCCCAGGAUACGUGGAACAGGGACUCUCAGCAGUGCGUUUUAUUUUGAAACCUGGACAGGAAGUGGAAUGCAUCGCCAGCGCGUGACUUGACGGAGCGCAGAGCGGCCGCUGGCUGCAGCGCGUCUGUCGCUGCGGGCGCUGUCACACAAAACCUUUCUCGGAAGCAGAUUCCUGGAACCGCUGCCAGUCCAGACUGAGCCGACGUGUUUUCUGUCCUGCGGCUCUCUGAAUAAAGAGCACACACACACACUCUCUCCGCUCCACUCACACACUUUGACUCCCAGCAGAAACACGCACUGGAUGUUUUCUCUCAUUCUUGUUCUUUUAAGAAAUGUUUCGUGUCGCUUCUAUUCGCACAUGAUAUUUUUGUUCAUUUGCUGUGAAAUGUUUUGAUGGAUUUUACACUGGAGUGUUUUUCAAAGUCGACCCAAUCCUUAUGGUUUUGUUUGAUUUAAGAAAUGGUUGCCCGGGCCUCGACCAUUUCACAUCAUGAGGAGUGUGAAGGUUCUUGCUGUCCACAUCCCCCUCCUCCGUGCUGGGACCCAGCAGAGGACCUCCGCUGCAUCGCCACCACCUUCCAGUAUCUACAGACCUCAGGCUGGUACUGGGGUUCUAUCUCAGCGAGUGAGGCUCGGGAAGCUCUCCUGACAAAGUCUGAAGGCACGUUCCUGGUGCGGGACAGCAGCCACCCUCAGUUUGUGCUGGCGCUGUCGGUGAAGACCAGCUGUGGACCUACAAGUGUACGAAUAGAGUACAGCAGGGGCUGCUUCUGGCUGGACUCCAUCUCCCCUGGUCUGCCUCGCCUGCAGUCCUUCCCAGACAUUCUCAGCCUCAUACAACACUACAAGAGCUCAGGCCACACAGCACAGGACCAGGCAUCUAAUGGCAUUCACACCAAAACAAAGCCCAACCCUGCCAGUGGAGUCGCUUUGAAGCUGACGAACCCCUUACACAAACCAGAGGCCUUCCCUUCGUUGCAGCACCUGGCGCGCCUCACCCUCAACAGACACACAAACUGUCCCGACCACCUGCCACUCCCAAACCCUCUGCUGCGCUACCUGCAGGACUACCCCUUUGACAUUUGAGGGUCUCUGUCCCACGGACUGGAACAUGGAUCAGGAUCACACUCCAUGACCACGCACUUUGACGCUGGGGCAGGUUGACACCCCAAGCAACAGAGGCUGGCCCACAGCGAGAAUACUGAGAGGGUCCAAGUACAGUGCCACCUUAAUUACACUCUUCCAAUCAAAAUGAAAUAAGGAUUAUAAUAUAUUUGAGGCUGCACUGAUUAGACGUGUUUGAUUGUGGGUGGAUAGAUUAUGGUCAGACUGACACUAAGUGACAUGCGGACUGGAGGGCCUGAGGCGGCCGGGCUGACGAGUCUUUGUAAAAGAUAAAAUGAGAAAACAGGGUACAGUGUGUGUUUUGUGUUUGUUUUAUAUCAUUUUCUAAAAGAAAAUAAAGACUUCAGAAAUGUU
Scophthalmus maximus (turbot) is the source of this 1492-nucleotide messenger RNA. RefSeq names its product cytokine-inducible SH2-containing protein-like. Gene Ontology annotation, cellular component: phosphatidylinositol 3-kinase complex. The record is from RefSeq and is a predicted model, not a curated record. The coding region runs from base 473 to 1099 and encodes 208 amino acids. The transcript is spliced from 3 exons. Gene Ontology annotation, molecular function: 1-phosphatidylinositol-3-kinase regulator activity. Gene Ontology annotation, biological process: phosphatidylinositol phosphate biosynthetic process; intracellular signal transduction. NCBI's taxonomy places the organism in Eukaryota, Metazoa, Chordata, Actinopteri, Pleuronectiformes, Scophthalmidae.